AUGUGUACACUCCGUUCGGCGGAGGGGGGAGACUCUGCCCAGCUUGCUAGAGUUGAACUCUUUGUGUUCCUUCGUCAUUUAGUCACUCGUUUCAGUUGGGAGCCGGCUGAGGAAGAUAAGCUGGUUUUCUUUCCAACAAUCCCAACACAGAAGCGGUACCCUAUCAAUGUCCGGCGACGAGAUCAGGAACAAGCAGUGUAG
Messenger RNA from Linum trigynum, 201 nucleotides. Lineage: Eukaryota; Viridiplantae; Streptophyta; Magnoliopsida; Malpighiales; Linaceae. The record is from the annotation of a GenBank genome assembly.